Molecule: messenger RNA, 1699 nt
Organism: Cucumis melo (muskmelon)
Lineage: Eukaryota; Viridiplantae; Streptophyta; Magnoliopsida; Cucurbitales; Cucurbitaceae
Product: transcription factor bHLH96-like
Exons: 3
Coding region: 345-1430 (361 amino acids)
Biological process (GO): regulation of transcription by RNA polymerase II
Molecular function (GO): DNA-binding transcription factor activity, RNA polymerase II-specific; RNA polymerase II cis-regulatory region sequence-specific DNA binding; protein dimerization activity
Source: RefSeq, a predicted model, not a curated record
CAAGAAUAUAAUUUUGUAGCUUCACGUGCAGCCUAAGCUGUAGAUUUGAAAAAAAAAAUUCCCUAUUUUCUUUUUCCAUUUUCAAAAAAAAAAAAUAAAAACCCAACUUUAAAAGCUCCAAUUUUUCUCAUCACAAACCCCAAACCAAACCCAACCAUUUUAGGUUUUCCCCCUAAUUUCCCCUUUUUUUUUUCCCUUUUCUUUUGGGUCCUUCUCUUUUCCCCUCUUCCUAUCUCCCAAAAUACUUAUAAUAAUUUCAUUUCAAAUCCCUCAACUAAUUUUCUUUAUUUUACCAAAAUCAACACACAAAAAGAAAAAAGGGAAAUUUUUUGUACCAUUAUAUUAUGGCUCUAGAGGCAGUUGUUUUCCCACAAGACCCUUUUGUGUAUAAAGAUCAUUUGUUCAAUUUGGUGAAUUCUUCUUCAAGCUGCCUCAACUUCAUUGAUCAUCAUCAAGAUAAUGACUUUUAUUAUCUUCCCGACCUAUCAGUACAGAACAACUCUCCAAUAUUUUUGGACGAUGAUCAUUAUAAUUUUAGUGACGAAUUAUCAGGACGGGUUGAUUCGACGACGUUGAUGACGAGCGAGAUGAAGGACGGAGGAGGGAGCGAGCGGUUGGGGAGACGGCGGCAACGGCGGAGGCGAGGGAAAACAGAAAAGAACAAGGAGGAAAUAGAGAACCAAAGAAUGACACACAUUGUUGUGGAGAGGAAUAGAAGAAAGCAAAUGAAUGAGUAUCUCUCUAUUCUUAGAUCAUUAAUGCCUCAUUCCUAUGUUCAAAGGGGUGACCAAGCCUCAAUCAUAGGUGGUGCUAUCAACUUUGUUAAGGAACUUGAACAACAAGUACAUUUACUUAGUGCUCAAACAUAUCAUGUAAACCCUUUUUUUCCUUCUCAUGUUCCACCAAAUAACAACAUUAUUUCUUCUUCUUCUUCUUCUUCUUCUUCUUCUUCUUCUUCUUCUUCUUCUUCUUCUUCUUCUUCUUCCUUUCCUUUCUCUCAAUAUCCUUCCUUCACUUUCCCGUUUUCUUCUUCUCCGUCCUCGUCGUCUUCUUCCUUUUCUCUCGACGACAAUAAUAACGCUUCAACCGUUGUUGCCAUGACGACAUCUAACAACUUGAACAACAUGAACAACCUGAACAGUCUGAUUCAGACUUCUAUUGGCGAUAUUGAAGUCUCUAUGGUUGACUCCCAUGCAAACCUUAAGAUAAGAUGUAAAAAGCUUCCUAAACAGCUUCUUAAGAUUGUUUCUGGCUUGCAUUCCUUGCAUCUCAGUGUUCUUCAUCUCAAUGUCUCCACUGCCCAUCAAUUUGUCCUCUACUCUUUCAGUCUCAAGGUUGAGGAAGACUGUGGGCUUUCUUCAGUGGAUGAGAUUGCAAAUGGUGUGUAUCAAUUGCUUUGCAGAAUUCAAGAAGAGGCAUUCUCCAACUGAUCAUUUUGAGAGAGAAAGAAAAAAGAAAUUUGCAUUUUAAAUUAGUUAAUUAUCUUUUAAUUUCCUUUCUUUUUUUUUUUCUUUUUCCUUUUCUUUUUUCUUAUUUUUUUUUUCUCCCUCUUGAUGGAGCUCUCUCUAGGAGCUUCACUUUGUAAACUUUGAGAUUGUACUUGUUCUGUUCUUCUUCUUCUUCUUCUUCUUCUGAUCUGAUCUAAAUUUUUGGUCAAUUCAACAUGUUCUUUGUCUUUUAAUUGAUUACUCUUAGACUC